This is a messenger RNA of Tarenaya hassleriana, 1718 nucleotides long. Its product is annotated as 3-ketoacyl-CoA thiolase 2, peroxisomal. The coding region runs from base 119 to 1513 and encodes 464 amino acids. The record is from RefSeq and is a predicted model, not a curated record. Gene Ontology annotation, molecular function: acetyl-CoA C-acyltransferase activity. Gene Ontology annotation, cellular component: peroxisome. The transcript has 14 exons. Lineage: Eukaryota; Viridiplantae; Streptophyta; Magnoliopsida; Brassicales; Cleomaceae. Gene Ontology annotation, biological process: phenylacetate catabolic process; fatty acid beta-oxidation.
UGAAAUGCAUUAGAUACUUCGCCGCUAUAAAUAAUCUCGUCGGGAGCGGAGAUUGCAGUUUCGUGUUGAAAGAAAUCUCUCCGAGUAAAAAGUCUCGAUCUUGCUGUAAUCGGUGAACAUGGAGAAGGCGAUCGAGAGACAGAGGGUUCUGCUUGAGCAUCUCCGUCCUUCUUCUUCUCCCUCGCACAAUUUCGAGGCGUCUCUCUCUGCCUCAGCUUGCUUGGCGGGAGACAGUGCUGCAUAUCAGAGGACUUCACUGUAUGGGGAUGAUGUAGUGAUUGUCGCGGCGCAUAGGACCGCACUUUGCAAGUCGAAACGUGGUGGAUUCAAGGACACAUAUCCAGACGACUUGCUUGCACCUGUUUUGAGGGCAUUGAUAGAGAAGACAAAUGUAAACCCGAAUGAAGUUGGUGACAUUGUUGUGGGUACCGUUUUGGCGCCAGGAUCCCAAAGAGCCAGUGAAUGCAGGAUGGCUGCGUUCUAUGCUGGCUUCCCUGAAACUGUGCCUGUUAGAACUGUGAACAGACAGUGUUCAUCUGGCCUUCAGGCUGUUGCUGAUGUAGCCGCUGCCAUAAAAGCUGGAUUUUAUGACAUUGGUAUUGGGGCUGGGUUAGAGUCCAUGACAACCAAUCCAAUGGCAUGGGAAGGGUCAGUCAACCCAAAGGUGAAGAGCUUUGAACAAGCACAAAACUGCCUUCUUCCGAUGGGUGUUACUUCAGAAAAUGUAGCAGGUCGGUUUGGUGUGACUAGGGAGGAGCAGGAUCAAGCUGCCGUUGAGUCUCACAGAAAGGCAGCUGCUGCUACUUCUGCUGGCAAAUUCAAGGAUGAAAUAAUCCCCGUAACUACCAAGAUCGUUGACCCGAAGACGGGUGAUGAGAAAACUGUAACGGUUGCUGUGGAUGAUGGGAUUAGACCAAGCACAACCCUGUCGGACCUUGCAAGGCUGAAACCUGUGUUUAAGAAGGAUGGAACCACAACUGCUGGAAACUCCAGCCAAGUAAGUGAUGGAGCAGGAGCUGUUCUUCUGAUGAAGAGAAGUGUUGCAACGCAGAAAGGACUUCCGGUUUUGGGUGUAUUCAGGACGUUUGCGGCAGUGGGGGUAGAUCCAGCCAUCAUGGGUGUGGGGCCAGCGGUGGCCAUUCCUGCUGCAGUGAAGGCUGCCGGCUUGGAACUCGAUGACAUCGACUUGUUUGAGAUAAACGAGGCAUUUGCGUCGCAGUUUGUAUACUGCAGGAACAAGCUGGGGCUGGACGCAGAGAAGAUUAAUGUGAAUGGAGGAGCCAUGGCCAUUGGGCAUCCACUGGGAGCAACAGGAGCGAGAUGCGUGGCGACGCUGUUGCAUGAGAUGAAGAGGAGGGGGAAAGACUGUAGGUACGGAGUGGUGUCCAUGUGCAUAGGCACCGGCAUGGGCGCUGCCGCCGUCUUCGAGAGAGGUGACGCUGUGGACAGCCUCUCCAACGCCCGCAGAGUGGAAGCAGCCCACUCCUCCCUUCUCUCCAAGGACUCCCUUUAAGUUCCGUUCUCCCCCCCCCUUUUACCUAUACACCACAGUCUCUCCUCUCUCUCUCUCUCUCUCUCUCUCUCUCUCUCUCUAAUAAUAUAAUAAUAAAUACAGAAUAAACAAGGAGGAGCUUUGUUUCUUUGUUUGUUUGUUCUGUAUUGCGGCACAUUUAUUCUUACAUAUUUAUGGAUGUAAUUCGAGACUUCUUUUACACUGA